Hermetia illucens (black soldier fly) is the source of this 1573-nucleotide messenger RNA. Its product is annotated as vitellogenin-1-like. The record is from RefSeq and is a predicted model, not a curated record. Gene Ontology annotation, molecular function: lipase activity. The transcript is spliced from 6 exons. NCBI's taxonomy places the organism in Eukaryota, Metazoa, Arthropoda, Insecta, Diptera, Stratiomyidae. Bases 128 to 1465 code for a protein of 445 amino acids.
AAAAGAUGUUAACGGGAAAGUUUCUGAUUAUGAAAUCUUUGUUCUAGUAUUUAAGCUGAAAUCUGGCGCAGAAGUUAGUCAGUUGGAAAAAGUUUUUGCUUUUGAUUGAACUCGCCGAAAACCAGCUAUGCGCACUUUACGUUUUCACCUCGGUUUGAGUCUAUUCUUGAUGCUGGCGGUUGUCUCCACUGGAGAGUGCAGCAGAUUGGGAACAAUUGUGGAAUCCUUGUGGGCGCGACUGGAGCGAAUGUGGGAAAACAGCCUUCUCCGUGGUCCAUUGCAGUUCCUCUCUAAAUUACGCACGGUUCAACUAGUCCGCACUACAGUUCGCUUUCUCAUAACGACGUUCAUCAAACUUCCUUUCGAAGUAAUCUUGAAAGUGUUCGAUUUUGUCUGUCAAACCCUGCAGCGAGAAGGAGUGAUUGGAAGGUUGGGACUAAUCAAAGCCGAAGACCUGGCAGUAAUUCUUUUCGACGACGAGGGAUCGGAGAAAAUUCCGCUGCCAUCCUUUCCGAAAAUUUCAGAUAGUGCUAAGUUCAUUCCCAACGUCGACCUGGUCCUUUUCAUUCCAGGCUGGACACAGAAUGACGGGGCCUUCGACAAUGUAACGCAAGUUUUGGUUAAUGCGUUCGGUCAGAAAUACGACCGGGUUUUCGCGGUUAUGGAUUUGGGCGCAUCCUUGAAUAACUUGUACACUUGGUCGGCGUACAACGCGCGUGAAGUGGGGAACCUUCUCGGAAUUGCUUUAUCAAAAAUAGUAGCAAAGGUCAAACCCGAGAACAUUCACUUAAUAGGAGCCGGAUUGGGAGCACAAAUAGCUGGUUUCGCCGGAAAGAAAUUCGAAGGCAAGACGUCGAAAAAACUGGGAAGAAUAACUGGAUUAGAUCCUUCUCGCCCAUGUUUUGGCAACAGUGGAUUGGACUCCUCUGCUGCUGCUUUUGUGGAUAUAAUUCACACAUCGAAACUGUUCGGCUCAUUCGAGACGAGAGGACAUGUCGACUUUUUUGCAAAUCGAAUGUCGACAGUCCUCCCAGCGAAAGGCUGCGGAAGCUUCUUUUGCUUGCACCAACAGGCGGUCCUCUAUCUAGCAGAGGCGGUUAUCCCUGGUCAGGAAUAUAAUUUUUGUGCUGUAAAAUGCGAGUCUCGAAACCGCUUUGAAACAGGAUUGUGUGAGGGAAACAAAGAAAUAUUCAUGGGUCUGCUAACGCCUAAAGAUGCACGGGGCAGUCACUAUCUGAACACAAAUCUGCAAAGUCCAUAUGGGCGGUGUACACUUUCGCCUGACGACGCAACCACCGAAGGCACUUCAACUGAUAGUAGUGACUCUCCUAACAGUGAAACUACAUCUUCAAGUUCCAAGGGAGAUUCAGAUGCAAAAACGGAAUCACCCGAAGAACCAAAAGACACCGAAUCUCCAGAGAACCCACCUGAAGAAGAACCGACUGAAGCAGCACCUGAGGAGUAGAAACCUGUGGUUGCCUAAGUGCUUUUAGAUAUAACUAUUAUUAGUCCUAGUAGUUCUGGGGCCAACAUAUUAAAAUGUAACACUUUUUAAUGAAUAAUUGCGUUAUUA